CGGUAGUAGUAGCGAUCGCGAACUGCGUACUGGGUGUGCGCGUCGCUGCCUGUAGUUUUUAAGAGAGUCCCUCGCUAUGAGGAGACGAAGGCGAAGUUCGGCAUCGAUGGAGCGGGAGGGUGAGGACGCAAAGGACGAGGAGGACAAGGACAACUUACAGUGCAGUGCGGAGUGUGCGCGUCAGAGAGGUGGGAAGAUGGGCGGGAGCGGAGACGACCAUCACGAUGGUCCGAAGGGAGGACAGUCAGGAGAGGGGGAGAUGAAUGAAGCUAUGGAGGGAUCCGGCAACGAGUGUGAAGAAGAUUCGCGUCGUUUAUCCGGGUCAAUGAAGCUAUGCCGGGGGACUUGGACAUUGUGCUUCUGGGCCAUCGCUGUGGCGGCGGUUCCGCUUGCCUUAGCUGUGUUGUUUGGGUCAUGGUGGUUCAUUGCCAUUCGGAAUGGGGACGCAAUGAGGACGGGUGAACACAGCUGGGGUAAUCGGCUUCUGCUGAAUUUCGCCCGACGAUGGCUAUUAGUAACACCUGGAACAGAUCAUUUUCUCCUCCGUCCUGAGGCAGGCAAUGGAGUGGCUUUUCCUGAGUCAGACGUCUCUCCUGUGCGCGUCGACAGGCUUCCGUUUCCUCUUUUAUGGAUGGCACCAUUUUUAUCAGGAGGUGGAUACUGCUCCGAAGCAAUUACAUAUCUGUCCGCUCUUGAUGCUGUCCUGGCAGACCGUCGGAGUUUGGAAAUAUCCCAGCAUGGAGAUGGCUUCAACAUGAAAUUCUGGAGGGGAUUGCCAGAGAGCACUAAAACGAUGAUAAACGCUUUUGCAAGCAGAGGAUACAUGUCACCGGCUUCAACGGUGGUUAUCUGCCACAGGUGAGAAUAACACAUCAUAACAGUUAUUAUCUUAAAAAAAAUAAAAAAAAAUAAAAAUUGGACCAUUUC
Molecule: messenger RNA, 927 nt
Organism: Chara braunii
Lineage: Eukaryota; Viridiplantae; Streptophyta; Charophyceae; Charales; Characeae
Source: the annotation of a GenBank genome assembly